AUGGCUGCCGCCAUCACCAGCUGGGUGCUCAACCCAAUCCAAUCUUUGACAAUGUCUCGACCACAUACUCGCAAAUUAUGGUGCGCUGUUCCCAGCAAUCUCAGAGAGCCAUUCUCUGUUGUGUGUUUUCCAGAUCAGGACGAUAUUGAGACACUCAAGGAGAAAAUAUGGGAGAAGAUCAAGGAAGAAAUCAAGGAUACCACGCCUCAUUAUGGCAAGCUUACUCUCUACAGCCCUGUGGUGCAACUCAAUCAUGAAGAGCAGUUCAAUAUCGAUGAUGGUGAAUUCCUACAUCCACGCCGAAUGAUCACGUCCAACCCACUCUUCCCUGAAAGCAAGGAUCCAGAUGUGGAUAUUGUUGUUGUUGUGAGCGGAGAUACCACUACACGGAAACGGAAGCGCUCUGAAUCACAAGGUGUGAAUUUAUCUCUGGAACGGCCCAUCACAGAGGAUCCACACAUAUGUCCUCGAGAGCGUACAGUGAUAGAACUUGCAGCCAUUCUGGAUGAAGUGAACAUAGUCCAUGUGCGCGGAACUCCAGCCAGUGGGAAAACAUAUCUCUCUGAACUUCUGAGGCACCACUAUCACAACAGGGGAAGAAGGGUUUCCUUGAUCAAGGAAUGGGAGAAACUCAAUCACAGAAAUCCUUGGGAAAGUCUUGUCAAGCUUGUUGAGAAAUGGAAUGAAGAAGUACAGGAUGCUCCCACCACAACUUCAUCACAAUCAGAACAGGAUCUCUCUUGGGUUUUGAUGUCAAACACUGUGAUUCUUGUGGAUGAGGCACAGAUGACCUACAAUGACAGUGCGCUUUGGAACACAAUCCUCAAAAAGAGACAGUCAUCUUUUCUUGGUUAUAAUUUUCGACUAUGUCUUUUCUGCUCCUAUGGCAGUCCAUCAGCAGGCCCAGAUCAAACAUUCUUCACUCCAGUCAGGCUUUCUAACCAACAAUGCAUCUCCUUGACACCACAAAGUCGGCAAGGCUCACCACCUAUUGGUUUAUUUUAUGACAAAGAAGAGUUCAAGGAUGUUGCUUCACGAUCAAUCCCAUUUGAAUAUCGAAAAAGGUUCACUUUUGAUGAAGGUGCCCAGGACUACAUAUUUGCAUUAUCAAAUGGCCAUCCAGGAGCAGUUGAAUCCAUACUCAACACACUUUUCCAAGCCUAUCACCAUGGCAUCAAGCAUGGACAUAUUAGGGCCUUGACAGAAGAUCAUGUCAUCUGGUUCCUGGAGGACACUGCCACAGUCUUUCAAAAACUAAGCAUGCAGCCAGUUAAUCGCUCCUUUCCAGAUAUAUCAAGAGCUACAAAUGGAAUCUCCAACAUAUUGAACAAAAUUACAGAGGAAGGAAGUGUUCCAUUUGAUCUCAACGACGCAGACAUCAGGUUCUGCUAUCAGAAUGGUUGGAUUCACAGGGUAGCUCUGGAUGGUGAUGAUAUUGCAGUUCUGCCAUCGCGCUUACAUGAAAAAUACAUUGAAUAUUGGAUUGGCACAAUGUCAAAACCCCUGCCUGCCAGAUUUGACUCCCUACUGAAAUUAUGCAAAGAAAUUCUCAGCAAAUUCUCUAUCAUGAACUUAAGGCAUUCAGCUGAGGGCAAAAAAAUGUCAACUGCAUCACAACCCAAACCUGUGGAAGUUCAGUAUAAAAGUGAGUUCUACAGGGGAUUUGUCCAUACAGCAGGGCAAGGUGUACCAAUAUCCAGUGAAUGGUCAAGGACCAAGGAUGGUCGAGUGGAUUUCUAUAUCCCAGAAAAGAAAUGGGCGAUUGAAUUGUUGAGAAAUCAUAUCAAAGUCGAGGAACAUAUCUCUCGAUUCAAGGAGGGUGGAAAAUAUCAUCCCUGGCUGAAGGAGAAAAUGGUCAAGGAUUGGAUCAUAAUUGACUGUGCGACUUCCUUACCAAUCAAAGAGUACUCUGAGUCUAGACUGUGGCAUGCUGUGUUUGUCAAUGAUUAUUCUGAAUUGCAGUUGUAUAACCAUCAGAAAGUUCUUAUGAUGUCUAUGCAUCUACGUGGCUAA
Molecule: messenger RNA, 2013 nt
Organism: Aspergillus chevalieri
Lineage: Eukaryota; Fungi; Ascomycota; Eurotiomycetes; Eurotiales; Aspergillaceae
Product: crinkler effector domain-containing protein
Exons: 5
Coding region: 1-2013 (670 amino acids)
Source: RefSeq, a predicted model, not a curated record